AUGGACUCCUGGGUGUCAAAGUGCAUAGGAAAAGAUCAAAGUCCAGGACAGAAAUUUGAAGAUAUUCUUAAAAGUGCUUUGGAUAUGAUAAUGAAGAUGAUGGAGAUGAUGAGGCCUCCAAUGUAUCCACCCGGUGAAAACUUCAAUCCACCACCUAUGCAAAAUGCCAGUUUGCCACCUAUGCAAAACUCCAGUUUACCACCUCAGAAUUCCAGUUUACCACCUCAAAAUUCCAGUUUACCAUCAUUACCAUCUCCUACUGCAAUGUCAAACAAAACCGCCAAUGCAACGCAAAGCAAUCCAGGCAAUAUGAUGAGCAACAAUACCACGAUGCAAAACAACACCAAUGGCAUGACUAUGACUAAACCUAUGAAGAAUGAUACCAUGGGUCCCCCAAAGCCAUUCUUCAGCUUCAUCCAAGCAGAUCUUGUCCAAUUUCUAACCGUCCUGCAGAUAACUCUAGUAAGUGCUGGAAAAGACUCCAGUUAG
Messenger RNA from Protopterus annectens (West African lungfish), 489 nucleotides. Its product is annotated as proline-rich receptor-like protein kinase PERK12. The record is from RefSeq and is a predicted model, not a curated record. Bases 1 to 489 code for a protein of 162 amino acids. The transcript is spliced from 5 exons. NCBI's taxonomy places the organism in Eukaryota, Metazoa, Chordata, Ceratodontiformes, Protopteridae.